GUGUGCGCGAGCGGGUGUUUUUUUCCCCAAAUCGCUACAAUUGCGCCUUGUAUGUUUUCUUCUCAUGUAACCAGCCGCUGCCGCCGCCGCCGCCGCGCGUCCGCCCCGCCGGGCCUGCCUCUCCGCCCGCCGGCCCCCGCUCCUGCUCGCGCGCCCCGGGACCCCCCCUUGCCCUGCCCUGCCCUGGAGCCCGGAUCGCCCCUUCUCCCGCGCGCAGACCCCCCAGCGAAGGGCUAUGGCCGAAUGGGCCCCUGCCCAGAUCCAGGAAUGGAACGUCGAGGCUCAGCACCUGAUGCCCCUCCAGCCUCCCCUCGUCCCCGAGCUGAGCCACAUGCGGGAAGCUCAGCUGCACACGGCAGAGGCGUCCCUGUGGAGCGUGGUGGCCACGGUCCAGGCCAUGGAGAGGAAGAUCGACUUGCUGGCCACUCGGCUGCUCAGCCUGGAGGGGCGAUCUGGGACGGCCGAGAAGAAGCUGCUGGACUGUGAGAAGACAGCCAUGGAGUUCGGUAACCAGCUGGAGAGCAAGUGGGCCGUGCUGGGGACCCUGAUCCAGGAGUACGGGCUGCUGCAGAGGAGGCUGGAGAACAUGGAGAACCUGCUCAAGAACCGGAACUUCUGGGUCCUGAGGUUGCCCCCGGGGGCUAAGGGAGAAAUCCCCAAGAUGCCGGUGACGUUUGUCGAUAUUGCUGUGUAUUUCUCUGCUGAAGAAUGGAAGAACCUGGCUGAAUGGCAGAAGGACCUGUACAAUAAUCUUGUGAAGGAGAACUACCAGUCUUUGCUAACCUUAGGAGCAGAUGUGAACGUUUCCAAACCAGAGGCGCAUCCCAGGAUUGAACGGGGGGAGGAACCCUGUAUCCCAGAGCAGCAGAAUGCAAAGGAGCGGGAGAUUUCCUCAGAUCCUUGCACAGAACCCUUAAUGUCUACGCCUGACAUCCUGAGCCGCAUCAAGCAAGAGGAACCUUUUGCUGGGGGAGGCCAGUUUCCAGAGGAAAGAGGGAUCCCAACAGAUCCGUGUUCAGGUGCGGAGGCUCUCAUGUCUGCCCAUGACUUUUUAUCGUGGAUUAAGCAAGAGGAGGAGCCAUGCAUCAGGGAGCCCUGGGAGUCGGCAGAGAGGGAGAUCCUGACAGGCCCCGGCACAGCUGGUGAUGGGAUGGCAGUCAAAGCCGAGAACCAGCGCCAAUGCCCAGAAGAACCAGCAAGGUCCAGGGAGCCGAUCUUCCAGGGGGAGCCUCCUGUGGUAGCAGGAACAGCAUCAGUGGAAGCCUACGUGGGCCAGUGUGGCCCAGUCCCGCAGCCUCUGAGCCCAGCCAGGAGCAGAGCGGACAAUGCUGUUUCCAAGCUGCCAUAUAACCUGCCCUGGAUGGACAGCCAAGAGGAUCUGUGCGCAGUGAGUCAAGGAGUCCUCAUGAAGCCUGAACUCUCUCUAGGAUCCAGAAGAGGAAAUGUUGGGGUUGUGAUUAAGAUAGAGGACAACCCCAACAAGAGCCACAUGGAACUGGGACAAAUCCUGACACCAUGCCUGAGAGAAUCCAAAGGCCAGCCCCAGUCAGAGAUUCUGCAGAGUCCCUUGCAAUCAGGAACGCCGGGGUCAGUGGAGUCAAAUCCUAUUAUUUGGUGUGAUGGAGAAUCCCAUGGGCCCUGCAUGCCUCAGGAUUGUAGCGAGGGUAGUCCUAACCCGAUCAUUGAACCACAACUGACUAGCCAGGAGAGACGUCACUGUGAGGAGAAUGUUACGCUGAUGGCCUUGCAGGAGCAGGACCUUCACCACUGCACUGACUGUGGAGAGGUCUUUCAGGAGUGGCAGGAUUUGGCCACCCACCAGAGCACUCACAGCAGGGUUAAGCAGCACCAGUGCAUCCACUGUGGCCAGUGCUUCUUGCACCGCUCCCGGCUGAACUACCACACCCGGAUCCACACUGGAGAGCGGCCUUACAGCUGCAGCCAUUGCAGGAAGAGUUUUAGCCGCAAGGAGCACUUGAGGAACCACCAGCGUUUGCACACCGGGGAGAAACCCUACUGCUGUGAGGAGUGUGGGAAAAGCUACAGUCGCAAGGAACACCUGCAAUACCACUGCCGUACGCAUUUUUGCAAGAUGGGGGGCGUGGUUAAAGCAGAGGACAAGGAUCUCAACAAGAGUGAUGCAGACCUGGAACAAAUCUUGAGCUCCUCUUCGAGAGAUUCCAAAGAACAGUUGGGGACAAAUACUCAGCCGGAAAACACACGAGGGGAUUCUUUGCCGUGGGGGACACUAGAGCCUGAGCAAUGGGUGCCCAUCCGUCAAUGUGAUGGGGAGCCCCGUUGGGCCAGUGUAACUCCCAGGACCAGUAAGCAUAGUAUGAACGUGCUGGCUGAACAGCAACUGACUAGUCAGGAGAGGCCACUCUGUGAGGAGAAUGACACCCUGAAGGUGGCUGAAGGUCAGCACCGCCAUGCCUGUGAUGAUUGUGGAGAGGCCUUCCAGAAAUGGCAAGACUUGGUAACCCACCGAAGCAGCCACGGCAGGAUCAAACAGCACCAGUGCUCCCACUGUGGCCAGCGGUUCCUGCACCGUUCCCGGCUGAACUACCACAGCCGAAUCCACACCGGAGAGCGCCCCUAUGUUUGCAACAUGUGUGGGAAGAAUUAUAGCCGCAAGGAACACCUGCAGAAUCACCAGCGUCUGCACACAGGGGAGAAGCCAUACCAGUGUGAAGAAUGCGGCAAAAACUACAGCCGCAGGGAACAUCUACAGUACCAUCAGCGGCUGCACACUGGCGAGAGGCCCUUCCAGUGCCAGGCCUGCGGCAAGCGUUUCAUCCGCAAGCAGAACUUGCUGAAGCAUGAGCGUGUCCACACAGGAGAGAACCGCAAAGUGGGCAGGGCUCCUGCGAUGAGGAGCCCUUCGUGGACUGCCUGAGAGCUUCCCAAGAGACACAGCCUCCUUUUCCAUCCCCUUUCUCACAAAAUGGCUGCAAAAUGGUUUAUUGAGCCACAGCUGAGGUCACAAAAUGGCUGUCAGGACUGUCUCUGAAGGAUACCUCCGAGACAAGGCCUCCCUUCAAUCUCCUUUCUCACAAAAUGGCUGCCAUAUGUCUACUGAGCCACAGCUGAGGUUACAAAAUGGCCGUCACUCUCCCACUGAGCCACAGCUUGGGAUAACAAAAUAGCCAUUGAAUCACGGUGUGUAGCAUUGUUGGUGGCUUACUUAUUACUGGGAUCUCUCCCGAUUACCAGAGAGGUCGUUGAAUUCUGUGUAAUCUUACAUGAAUUAACAUGUCUUCAGCAGUUUCAGUGUGAUCUGCUACCACAAAAUGCUGUGGGACUAUUAACAUCUUAUUGUGUGCCCACAGUGGACUCAAUCAACUCACAUAAUAUACAAUGUCACAUAGCCACUAGAUAAUAAUUGAUAAAAUACAGUUUGUUCAAACUGUGUGGACAAGGCCUCCAAAGCAAAAGGGUACCGCUGAGAGCUGUUAGGAGGACUCUGUUCCCCUCACACAGAGCUACAAUUCCAAGAGUUCCCUGGGAUGAGGGAUUGAUUGUUAGAAUUGUAGCUCUGUGAGCAGGGCUGGCACCAGAGGGCAGCCAGGCCAGGUCCUGGCUGAGGGCCCCUACAGCCCAGAGGGGCCCCUGAAAGAACGCUCCUUAGGGUGGGAGGAUAGGGUUCCUGUUCUGCAGCAGCAUCGGGUCCAGACCCCUCCACAGAUCAUGGAAAGGAGCUCCUAUGCAGCCCCCCAAUACAGGCAGUGUGUGCUUCAAUAAGCACGCCCACAUGCCCCACCUACUUUCCCCAUCCCUGAGAAUGCUGUGCACACUACACAUGCGUGCCUGCCAUUAACUAAGAUGGCGAUGGGGGCUUCCCUAAGGGGCUGACACCCCUGUCACCAUCUUGGUUGAUAUGAGGGACGUGUGCUAUGCGCGCAAGUCAUUCACAUGACAUGAUACGAGAUGAGGCAGGUGGGACAUGCGGGUAGGGGCAGGUUGGUGCACAAGGGCCCAGCCAUGCCUGGCGCCGGCCCUGUCUUUGAGGGGAAUAGGGGUCUUGUAACAACUCUCAGCAGCCUUAACAAACUACAGUUGCCAGGAUUCUUUAGGGGAAGCCAUGACUAUAUAAAGUGAUAGGAGUGUUUUAAACGUGUAGUGCAGAUGAGGCCAGCUUGAUUGAUGACUCACCACGGGAACUAAUGCAACCAGCUCCUACCAGUUCAGACCUUAAGCAUGGCCAAUGGUACUUGGGAAUUUCAGUCACCACUGGAAGAUCUAGCAGUAGAUCUGAGCAUCCUAGGACAAACUAGAGUAAAGAUGGUGGAGUUCAGAGUAACCCCACUGUUCUCUGGGACAAAAAUGGUUCAGUAGAGGAUCCUUUUAACAAAACUUAUUUCCCAGUAGAAGAUAAUAUGGGUUCAACCCUCCUUUUCUUCUCAACAUGAAGAAAGGAACAAGCAACGUGUGCAACCUUUCCAUGGAAAUCCCAUCAUGAAUAGCAUAGCACAUUAACGCUGAAAUUGGCACAGGAUUAGACUACUGCUGCUUGAAAAUAUAUGGGCACUAGGCAGGAUAAAAUGUUUUGUUACAUGCUGUGCUGUGGAGCAAUUAACUACCUUCUUUCUCAGAGAACUGCUGAUUUGCAUAUGGAUAUUUAAUAAUGCAAAUGUAGCUUUACUCAUUCCCUGUGACUGAAUCUGAGAUUAACCUUGUUCAACUGGGGUGGGGGGGAGGCAGAAGAGAUCCAACAGAAACACUACUACAGAAAAAUAGGUGUGGAUCAUGACUUCAGACCCAGCCAUUGGGGCCGCAGUACUCUGUUCCAAUAACAAUAAGUUUCAAUGGAAGUUUUGAAUGUGUUUGAAUAUAACAUUUAAACCACAUUAACAGCACAAAUUCUCUUAUGCAUCUAUUCAGAAGUAAGUCC
Molecule: messenger RNA, 4891 nt
Organism: Rhineura floridana
Lineage: Eukaryota; Metazoa; Chordata; Lepidosauria; Squamata; Rhineuridae
Product: zinc finger protein 282-like
Exons: 9
Coding region: 236-2896 (886 amino acids)
Biological process (GO): regulation of DNA-templated transcription
Source: RefSeq, a predicted model, not a curated record